AUGGACGUCAAGGUUUUUAUUGUAAAAGCGACCCUUUUUAUAUUGAUUUCUACAAGCCUAGUUUUGUCUGAAUCUGUUCACAGCCCUACUGAUCUCCUAGCAAGAUUCAAAAGUUUUAUAACAGACUAUAAUAGAAACUAUACUACUAAGGAAGAACAUGAAUUUCGCUUUCAGACUUUCAAGAAAAACUUUCGUCGUAUCGCCUCAACGAAUGCCAAUGGUGCCACUUACGGCGUCAACAAAUUCGCAGAUUGGACUGAUGAAGAAUUUAAAGAGCUACUAGGCAACCGACAAGUUCCUACGCAAGAGAUUGUCAAUUCUGAACUACACCACUCUCUGUCUACUGCUAAAUUUCCCUCCAGCCUUGAUUGGAGAGAACACAAGCGUAACAUUGUUGGCCCAGUAAGGAAUCAGGGUCGCUGCGGAUGCUGCUGGGCUUUCAGCACAGUCGAAACAAUUGCAAGCGCCUGGGCAUUAGCUGGAAAUUCAUUCACAGAACUUAGUGUUCAACAGCUACUUUCAUGUGAUAAUAUGGAUGGUGGUUGUCGGGGAGGAUCGUUUUACCUAGCCUGCAACUGGCUAACUAAGAAUAGAGUACCCCUUGAAACAGAAUCAGCUAAUCCGUAUUUAGGCAAAAGAGACAAAUGCGUGAAGCAUGCAACCAACACAGGCAUCAUUUUAAAGAAGUUUACUACUAGCAAUUUCAUCUACCAAGAAUCAAGUAGCAUGAUUGCCGCUCUAAAUCAAAAUGGUCCUUUAUCCAUAGCCGUAGAUGCUACUAGCUGGAGGGAUUACGUCGGUGGAAUCAUACAGCAUCAUUGCGAUGGGAAAGUACUGAAUCAUGCUGUGCAAGUUGUCGGUUAUAAACUUGAUGCACCUGUUCCAUACUGGAUAGUUAGAAACUCCUGGGGUGAAGAUUUUGGCGAUCAUGGGUAUAUUUAUAUAAAAAUGGGAAAAAAUGUAUGCGGCAUUGCAGAGAGUGUAGGCUGGGUCAAUUUUUAG
This is a messenger RNA of Trichoplax adhaerens, 1002 nucleotides long. RefSeq lists its product as uncharacterized. Gene Ontology annotation, molecular function: cysteine-type endopeptidase activity. Lineage: Eukaryota; Metazoa; Placozoa; Uniplacotomia; Trichoplacea; Trichoplacidae. The transcript is spliced from 2 exons. Gene Ontology annotation, cellular component: lysosome. The coding region runs from base 1 to 1002 and encodes 333 amino acids. The record is from RefSeq and is a predicted model, not a curated record.